GUACCUGGUGGCCAGACCAUUCUACCUUGCCUCCUUCCUUGGAGACUCACCACAUCCGAUCCUCCACUCUGGCCUGUCCACCAUGCCGGCAGCGACCAGUCGCCCCGCUGCGGCCUCGUCGUCCCUGCAAGCCGACCCUUCCUCGUCUUCGACCAUUGUUCACUUCAAGGGCCACAUCAACUUCCGUGCCCGUCUAGUCCUCUCCCUUCUCUCCGCCCGCCCUAUCAUCAUCACCGCUAUCCGUCCCAAUGCUCUCUCUCCCGGUCUUAAAGACUUCGAGGCUUCCUUUUUGAGGCUCAUCGAGAAGAUCACCAAUGGCUCGAAAGUGGAGAUUAGCUACACGGGUACUACGGUCAAGUUCCUUCCCGGGACCAUUGCGGGUGGCAGUGUGACGCACGAUUGUGGUACCUCGCGAGGCAUUGGCUACUUUCUCGAAUGGAUUGCCAUUCUGGCUCCUUUUGCAAAGAAGGAAAUGACGCUUACCCUCAAGGGUCUCACAAGUGUAGAGGGGGACAUGGGCGCAGAUCUACUGCGUACCGUGCAUCUACCCUGGCUUGCCCAAUUCCUUCCUCCUGCCACCUCACUCGCAUCCCCUCUCGAGCUUCGCAUCCUAAAGCGAGGUCAUGCCCCGCUCGGAGGAGGUGAAGUCUUCUUCCGCUGUCCACUACUGCCCAAUGUCUCCUCGGCAGGUCCAGCAGGAGGAGGAAUGAGCGGUUCAGGCGGUGGAGGCGGUAUGCUCCGUUCGGUCAACUUUGUCAAUGCAGGCAAGGUCAAGAGGAUACGUGGAAUUGCUACGGCGGCGAGGGUUAGUCCUGCCAUGGCAAACCGAAUGGUGGAGAGGGCGAGGAAGAUCCUCAAUCGAUAUGUACCCGAUUUGUACAUCUUUGCAGACGUGUACAGGGGCGAUGAGUCUGGAAAAUCACCCGGCUUCUCCCUCUCCCUCCUGACCCAAUCCACCACCUCCUCAACCCACUAUUCCGAAUCACACUCCACCCCUGGUGCAAUUCCAGAAGAAGUAGCCAUUUCCUGUGUCCACUCUCUCCUUUCUUCACUACAAACUGGAGGUUGUGUACCACCAUCAUUACAGGCGGGGACAUUGUUGAUGAUGGCUUCUUCACCAGAGGAUGUUUCGAGGGUCAAGGUUGGAACGCUUGUGCCUGGAGCGAUACAGAUGAUGAGGGACCUAGAGUCGCUCUGGGGACUUCGGUUCCUCAUACGCAGAGUGGAACAGGAGACACAGGAGGGAGCGGGUCUUCCCCAAGAGGAGGCGGGAGAAGAAGAAGAGGAAGACAGUGAAGAUGAUAGUGAAGAUAGCGAUGACCAAGGGGUGGUACUCAAGCGACAGUCCCGCUCUCGACCAAGUGCCGUCGCGAGCAUGGCAGACGAGUUUGUCCUGAGUUGUAGAGGCGUGGGAGUGCGUGGACAUAGGAAGGCGACGUGAGCGUCCUCUGUAUCUUGCACUUUGUACCUCGUCUGCUUCUCACGCCUCUCACGUGCACAAGGGAGCAUUGUGUCUAGUUUGCUCCUUGUCAUCGGCUUCCUUCCUUCCUUGUAACAAUAGCAAAAUUGAUGCAGACCACACUUGUC
This is a messenger RNA of Microstroma glucosiphilum, 1587 nucleotides long. Its product is annotated as 18S rRNA biogenesis protein. The transcript has 2 exons. Gene Ontology annotation, biological process: ribosome biogenesis; endonucleolytic cleavage of tricistronic rRNA transcript (SSU-rRNA, 5.8S rRNA, LSU-rRNA). Bases 83 to 1441 code for a protein of 452 amino acids. Gene Ontology annotation, cellular component: nucleolus. Lineage: Eukaryota; Fungi; Basidiomycota; Exobasidiomycetes; Microstromatales; Microstromataceae. Gene Ontology annotation, molecular function: RNA endonuclease activity. The record is from RefSeq and is a predicted model, not a curated record.